This is a messenger RNA of Acanthaster planci (crown-of-thorns starfish), 2461 nucleotides long. RefSeq lists its product as uncharacterized. NCBI's taxonomy places the organism in Eukaryota, Metazoa, Echinodermata, Asteroidea, Valvatida, Acanthasteridae. The record is from RefSeq and is a predicted model, not a curated record.
UCCGCUGGUUGCUGGAUCCCCGCUGGAGCACUUCAUUGUGAGGGGAGUUUUUACAUGACAAUGCUCACUCGGCGGAGAGCGCUGGUUGAAUAGUACUGUGUGGUGACUGUGCAGACUGAAUGAAACCACAAAGCGAGAAUGGUGAGGCGAAUUGGGGCAUUCCACGGCCAGUCAUUGCGCUGAAGGCGACCCUCUCUCCCUGGGUGCAUCCAAGCGUUCAGUCAAACACACACACAAUCCAGUGACUAUGCUAGGAUGGUAUGUCAGUGAGAUCUAGUCCCAUUAUUGGCCAUACAGUCAAAUCCGCCGCUCCCAUCUUUUAGCCCUGACGGAAUUUGCUCAGCUAAGUGUCGGGCAAAGUUAGCCUAUUUAAAGAAGAUCGAGAGUAGCUGCUAGAGGCUGAACCGUGCUCAAAUUUAAUCAGCGGUGUGGAGCCAUUAUAUGUAUAGCUAUCUGUGAGUGAACUUGAACUGCGACAGCGCACUGUCCGACAAGUGUGUGGGUGGGUUGAUCAACUUGCUGAUUCCGGUGUAAGAAUUAACGAUUUUGCGAAGUCUCCUCUCCAGCCGCCAUGUGUUGCUCCUGCGGAUCCACCAGGUGCCGCUACCGCUGUCUCCGGUGCAGCGGCUCGCUGCUCGUGGUCAUCGGCGUCUUGUACGCGGCGGCCGGGGUCCUUUUCAACUUCUUCGAUUUCCUCCAGAUCUUCACGGCGGGGCACGCCCUCAUUUGGGGCGGGGCAGCGAUGUUUAUGGCCGGAGUGGCGUCGAUAUUUAUCACAAAGAAAAUGAGCGACGACGAUUGGAGCUCUCGCGGCACCGCCUUCAUGUGUGUCCUGGCCAUAUUUUCGGCUCUGGCCAACGUGGCCCUUCACACUUACAACCUGUAUGAGAAGGAGUAUUUCCAGGAGUACGACAUGGAGGCCUUUGCCGAGCAGAACCUGACCUACGAUCUGACCUAUGACCUGUGGCUUGGGGUCAUCAUCGCAGACGCCGGCAUCGACUUCUUGGCCCUGCUGGCGACUCUGGCGGGGCUGGCGGCAUUCGGCAUCGGCUGCUGCUGCUCGGAAUACUCGGAGAUCGUGGACGAUCGAAAAGGAAGGAUAUAGAGCAAGCCAGUACGAGGAUGAAAUCUUUAGUAGUUGCAGGCUAUAAAUUAACUUGUACCACCUACUAUUUGUGCUGGUGUUGCCCAAACAACUCACGACUUUGAGCUCCUCAUGGGAACAGUUGAAAAUAUGUUUUCCAUUGUCUAGUGGUCUAAAUUUCGGCUUCGUCUCUGGCUUAGGCGACACUCGCUGUUCAAGCCUUAUGAAAAUGGUGCUGCACUGAUCCACUGGGUCUCAUCUGAGCAGGCUGAACUUGAAUGCGUGAAGCCGGAGCCAAAGACUGUACGAAGCCAAGAUUGGGAUCUCGUCCCGCGCAAAGCACCCCUCCCGUAUGGCGUCAAUAAAAAAGCUUAAACUUGUGUGACGUCACUGCAACCAAUACACCACGCCCCCUUGCAGAGUCACGGGUGUAUAGGUUCCCUGUAGACCUAUUGGGACCGUGGGAGUACACCUGCACAUAUUGAUAAUUAAUAAAAGGGAACAGAUUUUCCCUUCCAGCCUCAUUUUGGUUAGGUUGGUUUAAAGGGUAGGCCUACAACAGCUUAAUGAAUGCCCCAUGAUUGCGGUCUGGAGCAACGGAACAGCUGAAAGUUUGGCAUACGUCUACUGUACAAUAGCCAAUGAACUCUCGUUUGCAGUGGAGCGUUUUCGUGAACCUGACAAGGUCACUGACCAACGGGUACACGGAAGCCUCCAGCCGCUAUGCGUCCACGCGUUUAGGACGCGCAGGUUUGUGGAUUGUAGCUAUAACCUCCAAACGUCCGUUGAUGCACCCCCAAAAAAUUAUCAAAUACGUAUACUUUGUUUACAUUUAUCAACUCUUUACAUUAUGAACCCAUGAAGAGAGAACACCACUCGUCUAAAGGCAACCGACGAACAUUCUUUCAAACUUCUUUUGUUUAUACCACGACUUAAACAGUGUUUUGUUGAAUUAAAAAAAUGUACACCGAUUGUUGUAGCGGUGAAAGGGUUUUUUAAUAUUGUUCGUUUUUUAUUGUGAAUGACUAAGUAGGACUCUUGCGUAUAAUAUGUGUUUGAAUCGACAGUUCCCAGUUAUUUUGCAUGUGAUACACCUGUAAGAACUCGGCAUUUUGUCGUUACUAACAAGACUGAUUUUCAGACGUAUGUACAUAUUCCUAGGACUGUUUAUUUUCGUUAAAAAUGUAACUGUCAAUGUUUGUACUUGACAUGCGGCAAUUUGUCGAGGAAUUGUGGCCAGAACGAUGUAAGAUCUGGUGUCUGGCACAAGAUGCAACUCAUACGAAAUGUUACCCAGUACUCCGUUCCUUUACAUUCAUAAAUACUGAAUUCGUGUUACAUGUUAAGUCAAAUAAAAUCAACUUUAUAUCCACACAA